Aspergillus wentii DTO 134E9 is the source of this 1087-nucleotide messenger RNA. RefSeq names its product trypsin-like serine peptidase. Bases 138 to 1022 code for a protein of 294 amino acids. NCBI's taxonomy places the organism in Eukaryota, Fungi, Ascomycota, Eurotiomycetes, Eurotiales, Aspergillaceae. The transcript is spliced from 3 exons. The record is from RefSeq and is a predicted model, not a curated record.
CCCAGGGAACGUGCGCCAGACUGACAUUCAGCUCGAUGGUGAACAUAAAUAGCUGAUGACGCCCCAGAGACGAAAAAAAUCAUCAAAUCACCCCCCUCUGCGUAGUCGUCAGCUCACCUCCGACUUCAACAUUCAAAAUGGCCAAACUCGUUGUUUGGAGAUGGAACCUUGAAGCGCCUCCCACUGCAAACGCAGAGAAUGCAGUGCCUCUGGAAGAAACACCAGAGGAUAAUGUUAACAUUACAUCCGACAAUAGAAAGCUCGUCCCAGUGGAGGACAUCAAGGAGGGUGGAAAGUAUCGAUCCAUAUUGAAAGUCAUGGUGCAGAGGGGAAGGAGUCAGAAUUGGUACAUGGGGACUGGUUGGCUUCUUACCGAUGAUAUCCUUGCCACAUCGGCCCAUCUUGUGUAUGACAGGAAGACUGGUGAAAAAGCCCGUGCCUUUAAAGUGUGGAUGGGGUACAACGGUAAGAAUGCGGAUCCGUUGAAAACAGACACAAUCUAUCGCCAUAGAAUUGCUGUCACCGCACUAAACGAAUAUACUGCAUUGCUUGAUGGCACCAGGGAUGUAGCCUUUGUCAAGGUUAAUGAGAAAUUCCCCAAUGUCUCGCAUCGAUUUGACUAUAUUGGCACUCCUACUACCGGGAUCGGAAACCUCGGGAUUGUUGGCUACCCCGGUGACAAGUCUAGCAAUGGGGAAAAUGGUGCCCAGAUGUACGAACACUAUGAGCAGACUACAUGGAACUUGAACAAUACCGCAGGAAACGUGCUGGAGUAUAAUCACGUAACGGAAGGAGGCGAAUUGGGAUCACCCGUGCUGUGGAACAGACCGGGUCAACCCCUUGUGUCUAUCGGCACCCACCGCGGUGUGCAUGAGAAACGGGCUGUGGGCAUUGGUAUCCCGAUUUCCGGGCAAUUCGAUUAUCCCUACGAUUCAGGCAUACUCGCAUUUACUGAAACCCCAACAAGAUCUAGAAACGGAGUUGAUUACAUUGGUGUGGAAAGGAAGAUUAGGCAUGCGUGAUGCCGAAGUGAUGCCAAUAGAACAGACACUAUUUGUAUGAAGGUCAAGUGGUAUCAAAUUAGCAU